This is a messenger RNA of Triticum urartu, 2103 nucleotides long. The record is from RefSeq and is a predicted model, not a curated record. Lineage: Eukaryota; Viridiplantae; Streptophyta; Magnoliopsida; Poales; Poaceae.
AUGAGAAUGCUGGAAGAGGAGGUGCCCGAACCGGAGCCCGUCCCCGCGCUCGGAGCGGGCGCGUGGUGGAAGAGGGUGGCCUGGCCCAGCAAGGAGAGGCCAGGCGGCGGUGGCCGCACAGGGUUCUCACCAUUCGCGCACUACGGGGUAUGCAUCUCUGAAUCGAUUCUCAUCAUUCCCUCUGCUCACCCGGUUGUAAUCAUGUCAAAGACUCAAAGGGAGGGAGCUCAUUCAUUUGCGCUGCCUGCUUUCAAAAUCAGCUUUGCAUAUUGGGAAGGGGAGCAGAUCAGUGCCCGGUGCCACUACACUUCUGCUUCUGUCGACAAUGUCAUAUUCAAUCUCAAUGACGAUGUCUUCAUCAAGGCUGGUCCCGAUGAAGAGAGUUACAUUGGCCGUAUUACAGAGUUUUUUCAAGGUAGAGAUGACAGAUCAUACUUCACAUGCCGUUGGUUUUUCCUUGCGGCGGAUACGGUCAUCUCACCGAAGCUGCUUAAGGUCCAUGAUCAUCAACAUAAUGAUAGGCGUGUUUUCCUUUCAGAGGAAAAGAAUGACAACAUGAUUGAGUCAAUAAUUUGUAAACUGAACAUAAUUUAUGUUGCCCCAAAUGAGAUACCACAGGCAAAAGAUCGGUUAAUAUCAAAUUCUGAUUACUAUUAUGAUAUGUCUUACUCGGUGGCAUGUUCCACAUUUGCAAAUUUGCCAGCAGAAAAUGAUGAUGCAGAAGACAGUGAUGCAACUUCAAAUAUAUCUUGUGAAGAGGGGAAACCAGUGGCUGAUCUUGUGACAUACAGUCUGCUCGAUCUAUAUUCAGGGUGUGGGGCUAUGUCAACAGGGCUCUGCCUUGGUGCAGAAUUGGCUGGCAUAAAACUAGAAACUAAAUGGGCUGUGGACAUGAACUCACAUGCUUGUGAGAGCCUAAAGCAUAACCACCCUUCAACACAGGUACGAAAUGAGAAGGCUGAAGAUUUCCUAUCCCUCCUUCAACAGUGGAAUGCACUCUGUAAGAAAUAUGUCAUCCACGGCAGCAAUUCUUUGGGCUCUGAUCUAGCUCAGGCAUCAAACGAUGAUGGAAAUGAUGAAAACGAAUCUCUACCAAAGGAUGUAUUUGAGGUAGAGAGGCUUGUUGAUAUAUGCUAUGGCGAUCCAAAUAAGACUGGAAAAAAUGGCUUAUGGUUUAAGGUACUGUUCGGUGGAAAAAAAUAUGAUGCUAGUCAAGAUACAUGGGAGCCAAUUGAUGGUCUGAGCUAUUCCUAUGAGUGCAUUAAAGAAUUUGUUCAGAGUGGAUAUAGGGAUUCCAUUCUGCCUUUGCCUGGCUCUGUGGAUCUUAUUUGUGGGGGUCCUCCCUGCCAAGGCGUUAGUGGAUUCAACAGAUUCAGAAAGCCUGAUGAUCCGCUGACGGAUGAAAAGAACAAGCAAUUGGUUGUCUUUAUGGAUAUUGUGAAAUAUCUGCGACCUAAAUAUGUUCUUAUGGAGAACGUUGUAGACAUCUUGAAAUUUGCAGAUGGGUUCCUCGGCCACUAUGCAUUGAGUCGCCUUGUCUCUAUGAACUACCAGGCCAGGCUUGGGAUGAUGGUUGCGGGUUGUUAUGGGCUGCCGCAGUUUAGGAUGAGGGCAUUUAUCUGGGGAGCUCUUCCUUCCAUGGUUCUUCCGAAAUUCCCACUUCCCACCCAUGAUGUUAUUAAGCGAGGACUAGUGCCAAAUGCAUUUUUGCGGUGUCUCGUUGCUUAUGAGGAAACAGCAAAUAAAUACUUGAAAAAAGCUCUUGUCCUCGAAGAUGCAAUAUCUGAUUUACAGGAGGUUCAAAACAAUCAGCCUAAUGAUGUCAUGGAGUAUGGCAGUGACCCCAAAACAGAGUUCCAACGCUAUAUCCGGCUUAGCAGUAAAGGUGUGACCAGGGAGUUAAUGUCAGCAAGCAGUCCCGUUGGGUCAUAUACCUGCGCAAGGAGCUGCCCAUACAUUGUCAUCUGUUAUGAAACACUCACCUGUCCAAUUCUUCAAACAUUUGUCAACGUUUGUAAAUUCAUAAUUAAGUUCAGUUAUUCCCCCGUUGUGUACCUGUCUAUUCCUUCAAGUUCAGAUACUGAGAUGGAUGAUUCUGAAUAA